This is a messenger RNA of Tachysurus fulvidraco (yellow catfish), 3272 nucleotides long. It is a transcript of the gene lbr, whose product is annotated as lamin B receptor. The transcript is spliced from 14 exons. The record is from RefSeq and is a predicted model, not a curated record. Gene Ontology annotation, cellular component: nuclear inner membrane. Lineage: Eukaryota; Metazoa; Chordata; Actinopteri; Siluriformes; Bagridae. Gene Ontology annotation, biological process: sterol biosynthetic process. Gene Ontology annotation, molecular function: oxidoreductase activity, acting on the CH-CH group of donors, NAD or NADP as acceptor. The coding region runs from base 169 to 1971 and encodes 600 amino acids.
GUAGGCGUUCGGUAGGCGUCGAGUCGUCAGAGAGGGAGGAACAACGUUAGCGCUCGGGACGGAUUUUUAUUUUAAAUAUUAAUUACAUUUUUUGUGGGGGGGAAACUUAAAGGCAGAUAUCCCGUUUUUAAUCCAUUCUCUGCUAAGUUUCUACAGAAACAGGUAGAGAUGCCAGUUGUGCGGUUUCAGGUUGGAGAAACUGUGAUGGGCCGCUGGCCCGGCAGUAACCUUUACUAUGAGGUCAAAGUGUUGAGUUACUCUGUCAAGUCUCAGCUCUACACAGUCAUCUACAAAGAUGGUACAGAACUGGAGCUGAAGGAUGCAGAUAUCAAGAGUGUGACUGGAUUUAAGCAGGGUUCUGGCCGCACUCGGUCUCGCUCUCGCUCCCGAUCUCCAGCACGCAGUCGCCGAAGUAGAUCACGCUCUCCGGCAAGAAUAUCGCGUCGCUCUACAUCCCAAACCACCGAGACACGCAGGGAUAAACUUAAAGAUAUGCUGGAAGUGCGCCUCUCGCCCGUGACAAUGUCAGUGGUGAACAAUAGCAACAAUGAGCAUGAAAAGAAAGAGGAGAAUGACACGGCUAACAAAGUCGUUGAGGUAAAGGAGGAAAUUGAGAACCAGGUAAGUGGCCGCUACAAUCUUCGUCGCCGGAAGGACCAGGGUGAAGAACGACCGAUAGAGAAAAAGAAGCCAGUUGUGCUACUGGCCACACCACAGCAGACCAGCAAGACUACCGAACUGCAGUUUGGGGGAAGGAUCGGUGUAUUGUUUUUGCUGCUGCUGCUUCCUGUGGUGGUGCUGGCACUGCUUAUUCUCUGUGGCCAGAAGGAUUCUGGUCUCCUCAGCUUUCCUCACAUGCUUCUUCCACUUGACUCUCUCUGGGACUGGCAGGUUUUUGGCAUCACAAUCCUUUGGCUGCUCUUCCAGGCUGUCCUCUCCCUGCUCCCUAUUGGCAAGGUGGUUCAUGGGAUGCCUCUAAAAAAUGGGAAAACACUGAAAUACAGGAUUAAUGGGUUUUACGCGCUCCUCAUCAGUGGUAUAGCGGUAGGCGCUGGUGUAUACAAUGAAGUGGACCUUGGCUACAUCCACACUCAUUUCCUCCAGUUCUACACCUCCGCCCUGCUCAUCUCCGUCCUCCUCAGCAUCUACCUGUUUGUCCGUUCCCGUUGGGCCUCUGAUGAUGAGCUUGCUCCAGCUGGAAAUACUGGUUAUGUGAUGUAUGAUUUUUUCAUGGGACGUGAGCUGAAUCCACGAAUCAAAGAUUUUGAUAUCAAAUUCUUCUGUGAAAUGCGUCCCGGACUUAUUGGUUGGCUUGUGUUCAACUUUGCGAUGUUACAUGCCGAGAUGAAACUUCAGAAUCUUGACAUCCCUUCCUACGCCAUGCUGCUUGUGAAUGGCUUCCAGAUGCUUUGGGUUGUUGAUGGCCUUUGGCAUGAGGAGAAACUUCUAACCAUGAUGGAUAUAGUUGACGAUGGCUUUGGGUUCAUGUUGGCUUUUGGAGAUUUGGCCUGGGUUCCUUUUACUUUCACUUGUCAGUCAUACUACCUUGUCCGUCACCCCAGUGACCUGUGUGGGUUUUGGAUUGUUGCCACCAUCUUACUGAAUGCAAUUGGCUACUACAUAUUCCGGAAAGCCAACUCUCAGAAAUUUGCUUUCAGAAGAAAUCCAAACGAUCCGACCUUGUCUCAUCUGAAAACAAUACCAACUGCAACUGGAAAGAGCCUCAUUGCUUCUGGUCUGUGGGGUUUUGUCCGUCAUCCGAAUUACCUCGGAGACAUCCUCAUGGCACUGGCUUGGUCCCUAACAUGUGGUUUUAAUCACAUAAUUCCUUAUUUUUAUCUGAUUUACUUGAUCAUCCUUCUGGUGCAUCGGGAGGCACGGGAUGAGCAUCAGUGUAGGAAGAAAUACGGCUUGGCGUGGGAGCAGUAUUGCAAAGUGGUGCCUUACCGCAUCUUCCCCCGAGUGUACUGACAACACACUCGCAUAUUUGGGGCAUACAAAAUUUCCUGUGGAGUAUCUGAAUGAAAAUCUUAAUUCUAAGAGUAAAAGAAGAAGAAAGUAAGCGAGCGUAUCACAAAGCAACUCGGCAGCUAUUUGGAUCAGAGAACAAAAAAAUGUUUUAAGCUCUCUUAUGUAUAAUAAUGUACAUACAUGUUUUUCUACUCAAGCCAUUUCUGCCGUAACCUUCCCCCAUAUAUGAGCUUUUCAACCAUUUGUUUUACCUUUUUAUUUCUCAGUGUAUUCUGCAAUACGUUAAGUUUUAAUGCUUUUGUAUAUUAUGUUUGAUUGGAUAUUAAUUGAUGUAAUUGUAUGUAUUCCACUUUUGUCUCUUUUUUUUUUUUUUUUUUUGUAUAGUGAAAACAGUUAUGUCUCAGGACCAGUGCUUUUUAUAAGAAGAAAAUUGGAUAAAUAUUUUUUUUUAUAUAUAAUUUAAGGCAAAUUGUUUUGAAAUUAAUUUUACAUGCUCUGUGUGAAAAUGUUCAUUUUAGCCUGAAUGCUUAAGUUACAUAUUGCUUAUUUUAUUUUGUUCUGAAAUAGAUGAUUUAUUAUUUUCAUUUGUUAUUUCUUGUAAUAUAUAUGAUGCAUGGCACCAAAUAUCACACUUAUGGUAUUAUUUGACUGAAAUCUACCUUUGCAAACAUGUUAGUGUAAGAAGAAACAUGAAAUGGAUCAGUGGUGCUGGUGCUUGGUGGUACUGUUGGUGAAUUAGGCUGAUGAGAGUUUAAUGUCGUGUAUAAUGUCUUGGCACAAAUCUUUUAAAAUGUAAGAAAUAAUUUGCACAGAAGGAAGUGUUUAUUAGGUAACUUUUUACUUCUUAAAACGGGUUGAACAAAAGACUGGGAGCUUCUGUCCUGUGUAGCAAAUCAGUAUUUCUUAACCGGGCAGAUUAUCCAGCAUGUACACUGCAGUACUUAUCAUUUGUGUACAUUUAGAACCUUUCAUGUUUUCCUGAUGUUUACUGGUUUGUUUUGCUUGGUAUUUUAACCUAUUAUUGCUGAUGAAAAGAAAUUCAGUGUUCCUGUACUAAACUAAACUAAACUAAACUAUUAGCAGCAAGUUACCCAGUCGUCUCAGGGUGAGUCAGUUUUCGGAUGCUGUGAGACGACUGCCGAUUUGUGAAAUGUUCUGUUUGGCUUUAAUUGGAUGACCAUCGGAGCACACAGGGAUGUUUUAUAGACCAUAAAAACAAAAACAAAAAAAAGCAAAUGCUGCCUAUAAGGCAGGAUGUUCAUUGUAUGUUUUGCCAAAAAUAAAGUAUUUUGUGUAGCCUA